AUGACGUUCCCUUGUCUGAUAACUCUAGUCUUCACCUUGGCCGCAGUCCUCAGUACUCGGCCCGCAGCCUCUUUCCCUCCUGGAGGCGGCCCGCCCCCUUUCGACCCGAAACCUUUCCACCAGUGCAUUAACAGCCACCGGUCGUCCAACGACACCCCUACCGGCUUCACCCUCCCUUCCGACCCGUCUUUCCCUUCCAUCCUUAACUCUACCGCCAUGGACACCAAGUGCCUUGCCCCCAACAUCCCCAAGCCCGCCCUCAUCAUCACCCCUUACUCCGAGGCCGAGGCCCAGUCGGCCGUCGCCUGCGCCUUCCAAAACCAUGUCCGCAUCCGUGUCCGCAGCGGGGGCCACGACUACGAGUGCCUCUCCUACGCCUCCUUCAUGGGCCUCCCCUUCGUCGUCCUCGACCUCCAGAAUCUCCGGAACAUCACCGUCGACGUGGCCUCGAAAACCGCGUGGGUCCAGGCGGGGGCCACCGUCGGCGAGCUCUACUACGCGGCGGCCAACGCCAGCUGCGGGACGCUCGGCUUCCCCGCCGGCCUCUGCACCACCAUUGGAGUCGCCGGGAACUUCCUCGGCGGUGGCUAUGGGAUGAUGAUGCGGACGUACGGCCUGGCGGCCGACAACGUGGUCGACGCCCGGCUCGUCACGGCCGACGGCCGGCUCCUCGACCGCGCGUCGAUGGGCGAGGACCUCUUCUGGGCCAUCCGCGGCGGGGCGGGGGGGAGCUUCGGGGUCGUACUUGCGUGGAAGGUACAACUCGUCAAGGUACCCAAAAAGGUCACCGUGUUCAACGUCAUCAAGACGCUCGACCAGCCAAACGGGAUCGACGUGCUGUACAAGUGGCAGAACGUGGGCCCGGUCGUCAACAAGAAGCUCUUCAUGAGGGUCCUGAUGGAGCCAUACAAUUCUACGGUGAUGACGAUCUACAGCUCGAUGUUCCUCGGGAGUAAGGCCGACUUGCUCCAGCUGAUGAAUGAGGAAUUCCCGGAGCUGGGGUUGACGGAAAAUGGCUGCUCGGAGGUGAGCUGGAUCGAGUCCGUGAUGUUUAUAGGGGGAUACAACACGAGCACGACGAAGCCCGAUUACUUGCUACAAAGGAUUCCCGCAUUCAAGCUCAACUUCAAGGGGAAGUCGGAUAUGGUGAAGGCCGUCAUCCCAAAAGCAGGGCUGGAGGGGCUGUGCAAUGCCGUGAGGCAGAGCAACGGGUCGCUGGUGGCGAUGACGCCUUAUGGAGGAAGAAUGGCGGAGAUUCGGGAAGACGCGACUCCUUUUCCGCACCGCAAGGGCGUGUUGUACAUGAUACAGUACGUGGCGCAGUGGUACCCGGAAGACAAGUGGCCAGAGGUGCAGGACGAAACGUGGGUGAGGGGGCUUUACAAUUACAUGACCCCUUACGUGUCGAGUAACCCGAGACAGGCGUAUGCGAACUACAGGGAUCUCGAUCUGGGGAGGGAUGCUAACAGCUGCCCGAACUGCAGCUGCCCGAACAUAUGGGGCUACAAGUAUUUCAAGAACAACUUCAUGAGGCUCGUGGCUGCGAAAACGAAGGCCGAUCCCACUGAUUUCUUCCUUCAUGAACAGAGCAUCCCCACUUAUUCGACGCUCAACACCUGCAUUCCCUUGGUGUCUUGA
This is a messenger RNA of Striga hermonthica, 1638 nucleotides long. NCBI's taxonomy places the organism in Eukaryota, Viridiplantae, Streptophyta, Magnoliopsida, Lamiales, Orobanchaceae. The record is from the annotation of a GenBank genome assembly.